This is a messenger RNA of Salvia miltiorrhiza (redroot sage), 1208 nucleotides long. RefSeq lists its product as uncharacterized. The transcript has 9 exons. NCBI's taxonomy places the organism in Eukaryota, Viridiplantae, Streptophyta, Magnoliopsida, Lamiales, Lamiaceae. The coding region runs from base 366 to 899 and encodes 177 amino acids. The record is from RefSeq and is a predicted model, not a curated record.
AAUAGAAAUUGACAGUUUCAGUCACUUUUCCUCAGUCUUCACCUCUCCGGCCGGUCGCCGCCAUCCUGCCCCGUCUCCAUCUACAUCUCCGUCGCAACAGAAGGCUGCCAGCUUUCCGAGUGCCAAUGUCCAACAACAACAAUAGUUGAGAAGCAAAUUGCUGAAGCAAAAUUUGCGUAAUUCCGGAAAAUUUUUCCAAGAGUAUUUUGCUGCAGAAGUUUGAUCGAGGAGGUUUUGCGGGAUUAAUAAUCCGGUGGUGAUUUUUUCCGUCCUCGCCGGCGCGCCAGUAAUUUAUAUUUUCCGUGAGUCUUGUUUUGUCAGAAGCAUUUCGUCGAGCAGCUUGUGUUCUAUAGCAAGCUCCCGCCAUGGAUGUUGAUUCGAAGCCUGGCAUGGAGGAAACUAUACUGGUGGGUGAUGAUCUGAUGAUGGGGCCGCCUUCACCGGUGAUUCCACCGGAGAUAGCAUCACAUGUGCUCGAGGGAGUUAAUCUCUGUGAUGGGAUUUUGCGAAAUUUGUUCCUAUGUCUGCAAAUUAAUGACAUUGAGCCGUUCUGUCAAGAUGAGAUUGCAUUGUAUAAGCAAUGUGCUGAGAGGAGGGAUAAGGAACUUAGGCAGAGGCUGCAAGAUAGUGAGCGGAAAUUAGGGAUGUCUAUGCCUUUGAAUCUAGCAAACGAAAGAUCUAGUCAGCUGGAGGCAGAAGCAACUCAAUUGGAGAGACGCUUGAUUUUGGCAAGUGGAGUCGAAGGCAUGGAAGGGUUUAGGCAAAGAUGGAGUCUACACGGUCGCCUUACUGAUACAAAGAAGCGGCUGGAAGCCCUGAAGCUAGGGAUGGAUAGUAGAAAGAAAGAUGAACCCGUUGGAGACUCGAGUGCGAAGAAGAAGAGAUGGUUCUUCUGGUGAAUACGGCCCUCAUAUUUGCUAAUGUGAUUUUCACCUAAACGAUUGUGGAAUUAUUCAUCAACAGCUAAAUCGAGUCUUCUUUCAUACAUUUUGUUGUAUAAUAUAUCAAGUGAGAGUAUUCAAUCUCAAUCUCAGGAUAGCAGUUAGCAGUGCUUUCAUAAAGAAAAUCAGUUUAGAAUAAUUACAAGUAAAAGUGGCUCGACUAUAACUUGUGAUCUUCGUAUGACGUGUUAAAAUAUUACUCUUUGUAUUUUCAAAUAUUCCUGUAUGAAAGCAAAUUGUUGAAAUUUCAAAGUGAUUUUACACUCA